Messenger RNA from Lemur catta (Ring-tailed lemur), 2108 nucleotides. It is a transcript of the gene DIPK1C, whose product is annotated as divergent protein kinase domain 1C. The transcript is spliced from 4 exons. Lineage: Eukaryota; Metazoa; Chordata; Mammalia; Primates; Lemuridae. Bases 70 to 1305 code for a protein of 411 amino acids. The record is from RefSeq and is a predicted model, not a curated record.
CUACCCGAGCGCGGGACGCGGGACACGGGGCGCGGGCGGCUGCGGGGCGCGGGCGCGGCCGGGCUGGCCAUGGCGCGGGCGGCGGACGCGCGGGGCCGGGCCCGGCGGCGCGGGCGGUGCGGGCGGUGCGCGCUCCUCGCCUGCGCCGCGUGGACCGCCGGCUGGGUGCUGGCGGGCGCGCUGCUGCUCCGCGCGCACCCGGGCGUCCUCUCCGAGCGCUGCACCGACGAGAAGAGCCGGCGCAUCCUGGCCGCGCUGUGCCAGGACUACCGGGGCGGCGCGCUCACGGGGGACCUCUGCGAGGAGCUGUGUGUGGCGGGAAAGCUGCUGUACCGGCGCUGCCUGUACUACGAGAGGGGCAAGAAGGUGCUGCAGGCCGACUGGCGCGGCCGGCCCGUCGUGCUCAAGUCCAAGAGCGAGGCCUUCUCCAGCUUCCAGCCCCUCGGCUUGCUGGAGGGGGCGGCGGAGGAGGGCGGCCAGGGCGUCCCGGAGGCAGAGCUCCUCCUGAUGGUGGCCGGGCAGGUCAAGAGCGCCCUGGGCCUGGAGCUGCCCAACAGCAGCCUGUCCCCGCUGUGGCCGGGCCGGCGGGGCGCGCGCUGGCGGGGCCAGCUGGCCAGCGCCUGGGCCCUGCUGCAGCAGGAGGAGUACGUCUACUUCAGCCUGCUGCAGGACUGGAGCCGCCACGUCCUGCCCGUGCUGGGCUCCUGUGGCCACUUCUACGCGGUGGAGUACCUGGCCGCCGGCAGCCCCCGCCACGGGGCUCUCUUCCCCCUGGACGAGGCCACAGGUGCCCCCCGGGGUGGCCAGGGCCAGGCCAAGGCUGUCAGUGACAUCGCUCUCAGCUUCUUGGACAUGGUGAACCAUUUCCACAGUGACUUUUCCCAUCGCCUCCACCUCUGCGACAUCAAGCCCGAAAACUUUGCCAUCAGGAGUGACCUCACAGUGGUGGCUAUUGAUGUGGACAUGGCCUUUUUUGAACCUAAAAUGAGGGAAAUCCUUGAGCAAAACUGCACGGGAGAUGAGGACUGCAAUUUCUUUGACUGUUUUUCAAAGUGCGAUUUGCGAGUCAACAAGUGUGGGGCGCAACGCGUCAACAGCAACCUGCAGGUCAUCUGCGACAAAAUAUUUCGGCACUGGUUUUCCUCGCCCCUCAAGAGCUCCGCCGUCCCCUUCCCGCUGCAGCUGCAGUUGCGGGACGCGGUGCAGGAAUGCGCGGACUCCCCGAGAGCAGCCCCCAGUGUGUUCUGGAAGCUUCGCCGGCUCCUCCAAGCCACGCAGAGGGAGCUGCAGGGGGCAGAGAAGUAGCCACUUUUCUGGCCUUAGAAAUGCUCGCAUGGGAGCAGCGACCUUCCAGCGACUCCUUCUGCGGUUGUUUAAAGAUGAGACGUUUUCACUGUGCAAACGAACGGUCGCCGAGAUGCCGCCACGCUCUCUGCAAGCAAGAAUCGCUACCGCUGCGGUUCUGCUUCAGCUGCAUGUGGCCACCCUGCUCGGUCCUGGCUCGGUUCACUCUUGUUUCAAGAUCCCCGCCUGGCCUCUGACCUGUCACCCUGUGUGACAUGAAGUGAGGAAGCGGGUACAGAGCGUUUACUUUUGGAGGCCGCUUGGCCCCAGCAUGCAGUCACUCUCUGCAGAGAGCACCGUUCCUGCCUGCCGGAGCAAGAGUUCCAGCUGUUCUUCCUAUAUAGCGUUACCAUGUUAAAAAAGUAUGUGUGUGUCUGUAAAUGGGUGAGUGUGUAUAAGUAAGCGUGAGUGUGUCCAUGCGCGGGUGUGCACAAGUGUGUGCCCAUGAGUGUGUGUGUGAAUGUGCGUGUGCCUGGGCAUAAUGCGUAUGAGUGUGUGUGUGCCCCAGUGUGAACGGGUGUGUACUGUGAGUGUGCAUACAUGCUCAGACGUGCACAUGGGUGAAUCUGUGCAUGAGUGUGUGCACAUGAGUGCGUGAGUUGCACAGGACUGUGUGUGCAUGUGUGUGUAAGCAGUUGGGUGUGUGGGGCGUGCGGUGUUGGGGUGGGGCAGCUGGGUUCUCCAGGGUGUCCUCUGGGACAACUUGUCUACCCAGUGAAGAAAUUACCUUUCUUAUUGUGUUAUUAAAUACAAUAAAAAACAAA